Pyricularia oryzae 70-15 is the source of this 3117-nucleotide messenger RNA. RefSeq lists its product as uncharacterized. NCBI's taxonomy places the organism in Eukaryota, Fungi, Ascomycota, Sordariomycetes, Magnaporthales, Pyriculariaceae. The transcript is spliced from 5 exons. The coding region runs from base 1 to 3117 and encodes 1038 amino acids. The record is from RefSeq and is a predicted model, not a curated record.
AUGUCUGGGCUGGAGCCGAUCGCAGCCUUGGGUCUCGCCUGUAACAUUCUGCAGGUCGUCGGAAUUGGGCGCGAGACGGUCCGGCUAGCCAGAAAGGUGUACCAGGACGGCGAACUCGACCCCGCACUUGGGGAGAACGCCGAGCUGCUGCGCAAAAUCUCUGAUGCGAUCCGCACGACAGCGACUGCGACUGCCGCUCGCGACAAGCAGCUGCUGAACCUGGCCGACAAAUGUCAUGGCGCUGCGCGAAACCUGGACGAGGAGGUCAAGUUUCUCCAUGGCGUACCAGGGGGCAAGGCCAAGCUCAUGGUGGCGUUAAGGGUUGCGGCCAAAACUACCUGGAGAAAGAGGAGACUGGAUAACCUGGAUCGCAAACUUAAAGAGACAGAGGCUCACCUACAGACAGGCCUACUGGCUAGAAUCUUCGAGAGAAUUGAAAAAACAGGAAUCGAUCUCUCAACCCUUGACGCAGGCCUGCGGUCAUUUGUUGAAGAGUAUCGAAAGGGUUACACCGAUAUUGCCAAACUAGUGUCGACUGAGAGCACACGGACGAGGAAACAUGUGUCGGUCGAGGUUAAGCAGACCGAGGUUGCAAUCAGAUCACAUAUCACCCAGCAUGCCAUUGCGUCCGAAAGAUCGCUCCGUACGCAAAUCGGGGCUAUCUUGGUGGGGGCCACCCGGCGGAAUAACGACAUUCAGCUACAGGCGCGGAGGGAGAAACUUCUGCGGAGCUUGAAGUUCGAGCGCAUUAACGAACGACGCAACAACGUUAAAACCUCUCAUAUCGGAACCUGCAACUGGGUGCUGAAGGAUGGGAGCGAUAAAUCUGGGUCUCGAACAAACUCAAGCACGCCUGACAGCGAUUCCUCCAGCAAAAUGGAAGGUGGUGCAGACCCUGACACCGCGUACGAGGGAGACUCGGCCACAGGCCCCAGCUUUGAGUGGGACAGUUUCUCGGACUGGUUGAGAUCGAAUGAGACACUGCUCAGCCAAAAUACUCCGUCUCUCGACCAUUUCCUGGGUACCGGCAGCGAUAUGGCUUCCAAGGAUUCUAACACGGACUGGUUAGUUGAGGAACUGCAAGCAACUUUGCACAGCGUUAUAUGCACUUACCCUCAGCCCAUUGCGAUAAUUUUGGACGGACUUGACGAAGUUCUCCCCAGCGACGAUUACCACAUUGACUUUUCUGAAUGGUUUUGGAUAAGACACAACGGCAAGAAGUACAGCCGAGAUAACAUGCCAAACAGAGCCGAAAUCAAGGAAUGGCUCGUUGCUCAGCUCACAAAGAAAGCCGAGGGCGUCUUUUUGUGGUUUUGCCUGACCACCACGACUGUCACCAAAGCCAUUGCGUCUGGCGAGACAAUCGAGGACCUCGAGCAUCGACUGGAUCGCCUCCCCGGAGACCUCUCGGAACUCUACGCGGAAAUGUGGGCCAGGAACAACGCCGAUAAUACCGAUCACCUGAAGAGUCGCGCGGCCGUUUACUUUCGCAUGGCGCUCGCCGCUAUCAAUCUUCAGGGCCAUGAUUUUCUCAACGCCAUCUGGCUGACCCCAUUUACCAUGGCGAUAGCAACAAGACCAGAACUGGCAAGCUUGUGCUUCGACACAAGCAAAUCCAAGGAGGGUCUGGCCGCACGCUUAUUCGAGGCCUGUGUGGUAAUAAAGCGAGACGUUGAGACCAGGUGCUUCGGACUCCUCGAGUGCCGCCAGUUCGGCGAACGUACUUCUGAGUUGAUAUUGCCAUGGCAAGGGGGUGAGUUCGAAAAGCUCGCCCCCUACGUCUCGCCUGAAACCGGACAAUUUCUUUUUGUUUAUCGCACCGCGCGAGACUUUCUCGUCGACACCGAGACCGGACGUGCUCUCCUGGGGUUCACUUACGGGGACCUGUAUACUAAGCCAGACCUUGGACUUUUAACCGGUCACUUGGCUUCUUGCACGCUUUUCAAAAUACAGUCACCACCUCGGUUUGCCUCGAAUUCCAUGUGUAACGUUUUUUUCAACAUGAGGAGCAUUUUGGAAACUGCUUUGGAAGAAGAAGAAAAGACACGACUGAAAAGGGAUUUUCAGGGAGUUUUACAUCUCUGCGAACGGCUUUUUGGCCAUGGUUAUCUUUUUGACCAUACAAGAGGCGUGGAGGCACACGGCCCGGACAAUACCCGUAUCCAUCUAUUUUAUAAGACUGUUUUGCGCCAGCACGAGUUCUUUAAAUACAGCGUGUUUUACGCCACAGGGACCCUGUGGUCUUUAAAGCCACUAUCUGAAUCGCUGUUCGCCAUGGCCAGAACCCGGGACCUCGACAAUAAAAUGAAGGCGGAGUUUCUGUAUUGCGCCUUGUAUCAUCGGCUCGAAGAAUACGAGCAACUAGGGCCGGUCGAAAGCCUUCUGGAGUGGGGUUGCUCUCCAACACUCAAGAAAAGAUACAGGCAAUCGAGGGUGGUCACUAACGGAGAGGUGCUUGAAACACCGCUCAAGUUCUUUUUGGAGUCCAAAUGCUGGACUUUGACCGGAAUGCGGGAUGCUGACCCAGUUGAAUUACACACCUCGGCGGACAUCUUGAAGCGGUUUCUCGGCUUCGGAGCCGACUUGGAAGAGGAAAUACACAUUGCAUUCCAGUUCUCGGAAGGGCUGAUAAAAGCAGCAUCAUGGCGGGAUUGGCCUAGAUAUAAAUUCCUAAUUAUAGGUUACCCAGCAUUAGUCGUAAUUGGCACUUUGAUCCGGCAAUGGGGAUUCGAAAGCCACGCAGACUUUGUCUCACUCUGCGGAGGGCAGGAUCUUUCCAAAGGGAUGGUGGGACAAGGACGCCUUAUUGCCAUCCUGAAUCCUCCGCUUAAUCGGCCUGGGCCCUAUUCGGAUUUGAACUACUUUGAUGCAUACCCGCUGGAACCAAACACAAAUCCGGAUCAGGAUCUCCUGCAACUGGUGCGACUUGCGGAGCUGGGCCUCGUCGAGGCAAAUGGUUCUCCCGUUCCUACUGGUCCAGAUAUGCAGGCCUGUUUGGAUCGAGGCCUUGAGCGCAAGCCAUCUGCGGUCGUCCCUGGACUUUACGAGGGAUCUGAGGCAGAAAUUUCCAGAACCUGCUGCGACGGGCGAAUUUGGGUGGUCGCCAACUGUGUUUGA